Saprolegnia parasitica CBS 223.65 is the source of this 657-nucleotide messenger RNA. RefSeq lists its product as hypothetical. The coding region runs from base 1 to 657 and encodes 218 amino acids. The record is from RefSeq and is a predicted model, not a curated record. Lineage: Eukaryota; Oomycota; Saprolegniomycetes; Saprolegniales; Saprolegniaceae. The transcript is spliced from 4 exons.
AUGACGCCAUGGGCAGCGCUGCUAGAGAACUACGUUGGCUUCGAUGCCGACAUGGGUAACAGCGACAUCGUCACGACGGCCAGCAGCGCGGCCACGUCACCCAAGGCCGCCUCGUCACCGGCCAGCGCCUCGGACGACGACGACGAAGUGGUGGACGACGAGAGCAUGGACCAAGGCGAGCAAGGAACCGUGCUCCAUGCGACAUACAUGUACUACCGGAAUACCGCACAUAAUGUGCGCGGCACGGAGACGUAUCGCCUGCACACGCGCACCAAUGGUCAGAGCUCGGCGCCGUUUACGGUCGCCUUGCCGUCCGUGCUUGCAUUCGGCUCACUGCGCGCGGGCUGGCCCACAACGACAAACGUGACAAUCGACGGCUUCCGCGCCGUCAUCACGUUCCCGCCGACCGUGCGCACGCCGCUGGCCAAGCCCGCGCGUCCGUACGCGAACCAGUUGGAGAAGAUUCGCUUUGUGUGCUACUUGCUCACCCACGCGUCGACGUGCGUCGUCACGACGGGCAUGUGCCAAAUCGAAAAGUGCGACGACAUCAUGCGCUACUUCAGACACAGCACCGCGGCGGGCGCAUCUGUUUGCUCUGCAAGCAAUUGCGCACUCUCGUGGGACUCGAUGCUAAAGACUGCUCGGUGGCGACGCUGA